Messenger RNA from Wallemia mellicola CBS 633.66, 1237 nucleotides. RefSeq lists its product as hypothetical. Gene Ontology annotation, cellular component: nucleus; cytoplasm. NCBI's taxonomy places the organism in Eukaryota, Fungi, Basidiomycota, Wallemiomycetes, Wallemiales, Wallemiaceae. The transcript is spliced from 4 exons. Bases 18 to 1166 code for a protein of 382 amino acids. The record is from RefSeq and is a predicted model, not a curated record.
GUCGUUGUGGAAGACAGAUGCCACUAUCUAAACAGAGAUUUGCACGUCCACCAACGCCGCCAGAGACGGAUACCGCUAUUAGGAGAUCUGAGAGGUUCUACAAGAGGAAAGAUAUCCCACUCGACUUAUCUUAUGCUUUCGAUUGGCAGAGAGAUGAGAAGGAUGCCAUUAAAAUUGCUGAAAAGUGCUACACGUUCGAAAAACAUCCAGGUUUGAUCUUCCUUCCGGAAUAUCUCAACGAAGAAGAACAAAAGGGACUGAUUAGACAGAGUGUGAAGGAUAUACCGACUCCACCUAAUAGAACAAGUUUAGAUGCGCACUAUUAUAUGCCAAAAGAAGGACUCUGGUAUCAUUACGCUAAUCAAACUAAAGAUGACAUCGCUUUACCACGCGCAACAAAGGAAGAGAAACGCGAACCUCCAUCUUAUUAUGCACCCAGCGGGACGCGCCCUACUAUCAACAAUGAACCUAGUACGUUUGAGAUACUAAAGCAAAUCUCACGUUCAAACAAUCCUGAAAUACCGCCAAGUACAACUGUGAAGCCAUUAAAUGGGGAAAGAGCAAUGAAUAAACUGAGGUGGACAAACAUUGGUCAUUAUUACCAUUGGGGACUCAAACAAUACGAUUUUAGUGUCAGGGAUCCCCAAACUGGUGGACCUAUUGCCGUUCCUGCACCAGUUUCUGAUGUUUGCAAGUCUGUCGUUAGUUCUAUCCCUUGGGAGAGAACUUCCGUUGCUGAUCAAGCCUCUGAAUGGAAGAAAAGUUACAGACCUGAUGCCGGAAUUAUCAAUUAUUACAAUCUUAACGAUACACUUAUGGCACAUGUCGACAGAAGUGAGGUGACAGCAACACUUCCAUUAGUCUCAAUUAGCUUAGGACAUUCUGCUAUCCUCCUCAUUGGAGAUGACAUAAGAGAAUCAAUUAAUCCACCAACAGCUAUCGUUCUUCGUAGUGGAGACGUUAUUGUUAUGUCUGGUCCAACGAGAAGAAGCUAUCAUGGUGUCCCAAGAAUACUUGAAAGAACACUCCCGGAGCAUUUGAAGUCUCAGGAAGACGACGAAGAAUGGGAGCCUUAUGCCCGCUAUUUGUCAAAAACACGCAUUAAUGUUAAUGUCCGUCAGAGUGGAUUAACUGACGAGCAAAUCACAGAACUUGUAUCAGUAUAGAAAACUUCAUAUAUUUUAAACCUAGCAUAUUACAAGAAUCAUCUAUAGUAUGGGUAAUUCUGAGGUGGAGC